Molecule: messenger RNA, 1648 nt
Organism: Hydractinia symbiolongicarpus
Lineage: Eukaryota; Metazoa; Cnidaria; Hydrozoa; Anthoathecata; Hydractiniidae
Product: synaptic vesicle membrane protein VAT-1 homolog
Exons: 5
Coding region: 65-1261 (398 amino acids)
Biological process (GO): cellular response to oxidative stress
Cellular component (GO): cytoplasm
Molecular function (GO): zinc ion binding; quinone reductase (NADPH) activity
Source: RefSeq, a predicted model, not a curated record
CUUAGUAAUUUUUUCAUAUUUUAGGUAUAUAAUCUUAUAAUUCAUUUCAAUUUGGUAGCAAAAGAUGAUUAAAAUACCUGCUGCUGGUGGUUAUGAUCAACUUGUGUAUACUGACCUACCAGAAUGUGGAUAUACUGAAGGAGCUAAUAUUAAACUGGAUGGCCACGAUGAAACAAACUGUGUGGUUGUUGAAACGCAUGCAUGUGGUGUGAAUUAUGCGGAUGUGAUUAUUCGUUGGGGAUUAUAUGAGUCUGCCAAAAAAUAUGUGGGUUGGCCCAUAACACCUGGCUUUGAAUUUAGUGGAAUAAUUAAAAAAGUUGGUGAAAAUGUUAAAGAUUUCAAAGUUGGUGAUAAGGUUGCUGGCGUUUCCAUGUUUGGUGGAUAUUCACAGAAGAUAUUUGUUCCUGCUAAUCAAAUUCAGAAGAUACCUGAUAACAUUAGUAUGUCUGAAGCUGCUGGUUUUAUUGCUGUGGGCUUGACAGCAUGGUAUGCAAUAUUUGAGCUAUGUAAACUGCGUAAAGGUGAUAGCGUAUUGAUACACUCUGCUGCAGGCGGUGUGGGCAGCAUGUUAGUGCAAAUGACUAAAAAUAUAAUUGGAUGCCAUGUGGUUGGUGUGGUUGGUAGAAGUCACAAAGUUGAUAUUGCUAAGGAGUUAGGAUGUGAUUCUGUUAUUGAUAAAUCAACUCAGGAUUUAUGGACAACAGCAGAAGACUUGACAGUUUCGGGUUACAGGGCGAUAUUCGAUGCAAAUGGUGUUGACACAUUGCAAGAAAGUUACAAUCACGUAGCGCAAGGUGGAAGGCUGGUGUCAUUUGGAGGUGCUACUUUAAUGCCACGAUCUACAGCUACAGGUACCGGGAGUGUUCGAGUAUCUGAUUGGAUAAAGAUGAUGUGGAGAUACAAGAAUUCACCCACAUUCAAUCCAAUGACGAUGAUGUCUGACAACAAAAGUGUAAUGGCGUUCAACUUGAGCUUCAUGUUUGGUGAUAAAAAUCUGAUUAAGGAGUCAUUUAGCGAUUUAUUUCAGUGGAUUGAAGAUGGAAGGAUUAAAGUUGCUAAGGUGACGGAAUAUAGACUGAAAGAUGUCGGCACGGCGCAUCGAGAUUUAGAAUCAGGAAACACGAUCGGUAAGUUGGUCUUGCUUACCCAAGAGGAGAGUAAGGAGACGACGAAAGAACAAGCGCAGAGUGAUGACACUGAAUCGCAUGGCUUGUUGAAACAUGAAAGUGAACAAAUGCAACAACUAAAUAUAGCUGAGUAAACGAGGCACGAUUCAUGUCUUUCAGCAUUUCUAUUGAGAUAAAUGAUCUUGAUAAUUCGAAUGACGGUGGUCGUACUGAAAGUAGAGGUGAAAGUUAUUGAAUGUCAUUUUCUUAAUUCACAUGUUAAUUUGCGCAUCUAAUAUGCGCGCACUUGUUUAACGCGCACGCAUAUUUUCGCCGCAUCGACAUUGCGCGACACGCCUGUAAAAGUAAAGUUAACGUAUGGCAAAAAAAGUCAGAAAGCUUCAAUCCCAGAAGUUAAUGGACGCUAAAAAUAGUGAUUUUAUUUUUUUUUUUUAUUUGAUUUUUAAAACACGCGAAGUAAUUAUAUUGGAUUGACACAAAAUGUAAAUAUAUAGUUAGAGAAUAUAUCCAUAUUUUUGAAA